Molecule: messenger RNA, 1295 nt
Organism: Hippopotamus amphibius kiboko
Lineage: Eukaryota; Metazoa; Chordata; Mammalia; Artiodactyla; Hippopotamidae
Gene: AFMID
Product: arylformamidase
Exons: 11
Coding region: 47-1027 (326 amino acids)
Molecular function (GO): arylformamidase activity
Source: RefSeq, a predicted model, not a curated record
GAAUGUUCCCGGCGGAGGUUGUGAGCGCGAGGCUCCCUGGAAGAGGAUGCGUAAAGAGGAGCUGGAGAAUCAGUACUCCCCCAGCAGAUGGGUCGUCCGACUGGGAGCAGAGGAGGCCUUGAGGACCUACUCACACAUAGGAAACGAGGCUACCAAGAGUGCCCGGGCCACGGGGAGGAGCCUACUCGAUGUCCACUAUGGAGAUGGCGAAGGGGAGAAAUUGGACAUCUACUUUCCUGCGGCAGUGUCUGAAGGUACCUGGGGGCUGGCGGUCCCCCACGGAUCUGCUUGGGAGCGUUACCUCGGCCCACAUACCCUUUGUUUUAUUCUACAGGCUUGCCUUUCCUUAUAUUUUUUCAUGGAGGAUUCUGGCAGAGUGGAAGUUCUGGAGGCCAGAAGUCUCAAAUCAAGUAAAGACACGUCAGCCUUCAUGGUCAGCCCACUGACAGCACAGGGAGUGGUCGUGGUGAUAGUGGCUUAUGACAUUGCCCCCAAAGGCACCCUGGACCAGAUGGUAGACCAGGUGACUCAGAGCAUUGUGUUUGUCCAGAGGCAGUAUCCAGGCAACCAGGGAAUUUACCUGUGCGGACACUCAGCUGGGGCUCACCUCGCUGCCAUGAUGCUCGUGGCCAACUGGACCAAGCAUGGAGUCACGCCCAACCUCAAAGGCUUGUUCCUGAUGAGUGGGAUCUACGACCUGGAGCCCAUCAUGCACACCUCUGAGAACGCCCCUCUCCUUACAACCCUGCAGGAUGCUCAGAGGAACAGCCCGCAGUGGCACCUGGAGAUGGCCACGACCCAGCCUGCAGGUCCAGCCUGCCGCAUCCUGGUGAUUGUGGGCCAACACGAUAGCCCCGAAUUCCACCGACAGUCCAGGGAGUUUUAUCAGACUCUGCGCCGAGGAGGGUGGAAAGCCUCCUUGGAAGAGCUCCAUGACGUGGAUCACUUUGAAAUCCUUUGGAACCUAACCCAGAAGGACUACGUGCUCACCCAGAUUAUUUUGAAAACAAUCUUCCAGGAGUCCUGAUGACACCUGGACCCCACUGCCGGCUUGCACCCUGACUUGUGAAGCUUCUCCCAAGAUCCUGAUUGCUUCCUCUUCCCGCCAGCCUCAGCUUUCCCUGUGCCCAGCAGCGCUUCUGUUUGUCCACCCACCCUGGCCAGUGUCCAUUCCUCUCACUGCUCUGAAGGCGAGUACAAAUCUCUGUGGCCUGCCCCUGACCUGGAUCGAGUGGGCUCCAGGGAAGUUCUGGCCCAGGUCCACGCCAUGUGUGAUAUCCAGUCUGGCCCCCAGU